AUGGAAAACACAGACAAACGCGUUGAAAGCAGACGCAACGGUCAGGAAUUAUGGUGGCUAGUAUGCAAGCCUGCUAUAGCCGGUUUGUUGGACCACGCAGGGACUUACUCACCUGAAGAAAAAGAACGGCAAUUGACGUUCUUCCGGCGACACGUUACACCCUGGCUAGGGCCACCACCACUGUCAGAUGGCGCUCAUGCUGUCAACCCGAUUGAUGUGACCUCACCCGUUGAAGCAAGCAUCAACUUCACGUCGUUGGCCAAACCCAUCGUACGCUAUCAAUAUGAACCUUUGAGUGCCACGAGAGAACGGCAAGGCAUACUCGCUGAGAAUUUCGGACAAAACCAUGUGCGAGAGAUGCUUUCGCAGAUGAAGGAAGAGAUCAGAGAUAUCGACUUGCAUUGGGCUGACCAGUUCAUCGAGAACCUGUUCCCAAACAAUGAAGCCGAGGUCGAGUUGGCUCUCAAGCGUGCGCAGACGGAGCUUCCUCCCCCUCUUGACCACGCCCUCACUUUCAACAUGGCCCUCGACCUCAGCGGCGCUACCCGUAAGAUGAAGGCAUAUAUGUUUCCCAUGGCCAAGAAUCUUGCCACCGGCCGUCAUCGCGAUGCGCGAGAUGCAGGAUUCGACGCCAUACGGAACUUGAAGCCGCACGGCGAUAAGCUGGUCCCUGCCGUCGAUUUUCUCGACAGGUACUGGGAUACUUGCCCCGAGAGGUUGAUCCUGGACAUGAUUGGCAUGGAUUGCAUCGACCCGUCCAAGGCCCGGAUCAAGAUCUAUGCACACGUGUCGACGCGCAACAGCUGGGACUUGAUCCGUCACGUCUCCACGUUCGGCGGACAAGCAACCGACCCCGAUCGCCUGAGGGGGCUUGAAAUCUUACACUCGCUCUGGGAUGUUUUGCGGAACGAGCAGUCCAAUCCUGGCGAAGACUACGACAAGCCUAUGCGACAUCCGACCUCGUUCCUGGGAAGCAUCAUGUUCAGCUUCGAGAUAGUGCCCGGCCGCCAAAUCCCUGAAGUCAAGAUAUACGUUCCCAUGUGGCAAUACUCGCCGAGCGAUGGUCAUGUGGCCAAAAACCUGAUCUCUGCGUUCCAGAAGCUAGGCUGGCAUGACGUUGCUGAAAACUACUUGCCCAACCUACGCCGGACGUUUCCUGGUGCCGAUCUCGACUCGCCGUCAUCGGUGCUGCACAGCAAUCUGUCGUACUCGUACUCUCCAGCGACAGGUGCAUACAUAAGCGUCUACUAUGCGGUCAGCGGGAAUGCCACUACUGCGACUGGUCAGGCAGAGUAA
Colletotrichum higginsianum IMI 349063 is the source of this 1296-nucleotide messenger RNA. RefSeq names its product TdiB protein. NCBI's taxonomy places the organism in Eukaryota, Fungi, Ascomycota, Sordariomycetes, Glomerellales, Glomerellaceae. The record is from RefSeq and is a predicted model, not a curated record. Gene Ontology annotation, biological process: alkaloid metabolic process. Bases 1 to 1296 code for a protein of 431 amino acids. Gene Ontology annotation, molecular function: transferase activity, transferring alkyl or aryl (other than methyl) groups. The transcript has 6 exons.